This is a messenger RNA of Caenorhabditis auriculariae, 4862 nucleotides long. The record is from the annotation of a GenBank genome assembly. Lineage: Eukaryota; Metazoa; Nematoda; Chromadorea; Rhabditida; Rhabditidae.
AUGGGUUUUAGGCCUAUUUUUUCGACCUUCUAAAUUAAUUAUCUCAAAAACUAGAAGCUGGCGCGGGUUUUAAGGUUGAUGGAUCUUCAUAUAAACCUUCAGAGAUUUUUUUGAUAAAAAUUUGUAGAAAAUUCCAAGUCGAAAAAUUGAAAUGACCUCCCUUGUACAGUAAUUCAAAAAAAUCGCUUCAAGACAUACAUAAUGUUCAUAAAAAUGAUUUUUUUCCGAGUUUAAUUUCUUUUUCAAAUUCCUUCAGAUUCCAUUCAAAUUAAUCCGAUUUUUGAUCUUCAAUUUUUCGUCACAAGGCCUAAUUUUAGCCGUUCUAGGCUCCGCCCCCUCCCAAGCCCAUCAAAUCGUCAACGGUAUAGGCCGAAAGGCUUCGAAAAGUGGUAACGAGGCGCUUGGGACGUGACGAUUCGCACAUAUUUGGGGGCAGGCCCAAAGGCAAGACUCCGCCUACUCGGACCUUGAGCCCACUUUUCAUUCCUCUACUUGGGACUCAUUCGAGUCGGUGGCUCCGGUCCGAGCUCUGCCUUUUUUUCUUUUGUUUUUUGUAUCUCGUACGUCUUCUGAAUCAAUGUCCCAGGUUUCAGAUGCACUGCUACGGCGAUAUGAACAACCGGAAGCGGUCCGCCGACGAGGUCCACCAGGACAUGACGACGCCCAAGCGUUGGGUCCAGGUCAUGUCCGGCGGCUACGAUCCGAUGAUGGUGAGCUUUUUUGACUCUGUGUGCUUCUAGUUUGUAUUCAGCUUACUGUACACUUCUGUCUUCGGAAAAUCACUCCUUUUAAUUUCAGAACUUUUUUGUAGUCUUACGGUAGUCUAACACUUUUCUGAAGCGUACGGUUCUUCAGAAAGAUCCUUAGAAUUGAAGAGAGCUUUUUGGUAGUCUUACUGUAGCCUGCUUUCGUAACUUCAGGAUAACUACUUUUUGCACUAAUUGGAUAUUUACUGUAUUCUUACGGUAGCCUAACUCAUUUCUAAAACGUACGGUUCUUCAGAAUGAUCCUUAGACUUGAGGAGGACCUUCCGGUAGUCUUACUGUAGUAUUACUGUAGCCUAAUCUUGUUCGAAGGGGUCAAUAACUUCACUUUUUGUAUUUAAGAUAUCAAAAGUCUGAAUACUGUAUUCUUACUGUAGUCUAACUGAUUUCGGAAGCAUACGGCUCUUCAGAAUGAUUUUUAGAUUUCAGGAACACCUUUUGUUAGUCAUACUGUAGUCCUACUCUUGUAGGAAAAUUUAUUUUAAGGAUAACUGUUUUUCGUAAAAAUCUCUAUACUGUAUUCUUACUGUAUUCUAACGCUUUUCUGUACCGUACGGUUCUUCAGAAUGAUCCCUAGACUUGAGGAGGACCGUUUGGUAACCUUACUGUAAUAUUACUGUAGCCUAAUCUUUUCCGAAGAUCAAUAACUUCGGGCUAACUAUCAAAGGCUUUAGUAGGGCCUUGUGGUAGUCUCACUGUAGUCCUACUGUAGCUCACUCUUGUCUAAAGAUUAAUAACUUCAGGACAAUUACUUUUCGUAAAAAUCUCUAUACUGUAGUCUUACUGUAGGUUCACUUAUUUCUGAUUUUUUUAGGCCUGGAAUUUUUUUCAAACUAGAUGGGUUCGUCCACUUGAAGCUUUAAAACUUUAAAAAUAAUAAUUCUCAAAUUUUUAUUUUGAAUCGUUCAUCUUUUUGUAGUAAGGUUAGAAAAAGUUUUAUGACGAAAAAAUUCAAAAAAAAAUUUUUUUGGGGACUUCAAGGUUUUACGGAGUCUAGGCUGAUCCGGAUUUGGAUCUGUAGAUCUUCAGAAUCUUCGAUUUCCUUUCAAACCUUGAAGUUUUUAAAAGUCUAUGAUAAAAGAUUUGUAUAGUCGGUUCACGGGAAGUUAAGGAGGCGUGGUCUGUCUGCGCUCUCCAUUAACCAUGCACUAUCUCUUCUUUUAUCGUGUCAGGACCCAUUUUUCGAUGGCUCAGCCGUGAAUCUGCUAUGAAUCUUGAAGACUUGCUCUUUUCCAAGAAGACUUCCCAUUUUCCCAAGAAUCCUUGAUAAAACUUUUCCAGUACCACAUUGCGCCGAUGAUGCCACAGUCGUCCUCGGCCCCCAUCCAGACCUCGACCCACAAAUUCGACUCUCCGACUUGCCUCGGAGCGGAAAUGACUCCAGAACAGACUCCUAAUGAUUCUGCAUACUUUUCUGGUUGGAUUACCCAAAACACUCAAGUGAUCACUUAACCUUCGUUUCAGAAGAAUCUCCACAGCAAAAGUCGACUGAACCGACUCGGGACGAGAUCCCAGAAUCGGAAGUCUAUUCAGUGGUUCCAGGACGGCUGACUCUCGUCGGAAAUCUCACUCGUUAUAAGGUGCGCUCCAAGGAUAAUUUAUCGAUUAUUGAUUUGUUGAUGAUUCAGGUGACGUAUUCGGAGAUGAAGCGCAGAUUGGGAGCUCCAGAAUAUUUGAACAGCAGCAAGAUUGGAGGACUUCUGAGAAAGUUAGUGGAAUCGAGAUUUUUUAUUGCUGAACUUUCUUCAGGGUCGAUUAAGGGACCACUAGAGCGAAUUUUAAAUCCCUUUAGGGACCUCUUAGUUCUGGUUUCCGACUGCUUACGAAGCCAUUUUUUUUUCCUGUUAGGAGAUACAGUAUACUCAAAGGAUUACGGUAGAAAGGGUCGAUUACAGUAUAAUAAAAGGAUUACGGUAAAAAGUUCUACGAUACCUGACUUCUGAUUUUUAGAAGCUCACACUUUCUCAUCAAUUAUUAUGAUUUUUAUCAUUUCUUUUAGAAGAUACAGUAACUCAAAUGAUUACGGUAGGAAGGCUCGAAUAGAAUUUACAUGAAUCCCGAUCGAAAAUUUGAAAUUUGGUUUUUGUAAACCUCAUGAUUUUUCAUUGAAUGUUAUCAUUUUUAUCAUUUUUUAGUAGAUACAGUAUACUCAAAGGAUUACGGUAGGAAGGGUCGAAGAUUCCUGGUUGGACUUGGUCGAAAAAUAUGAAGUUUGAUUUGACUUCUGAUUUUUGUGAACCUCAUACAUUAUCAUCGAUUAUUAGGAUUCUUAUCAUUUUUUAGUAGAUACAGUAUGCUCAGAGGAUUACGGUAGAAAGGCUCGAAUAAAAGUUUUACUAAUCCUGAUCGAAAUAUUUGGAAUCUGAUUUUUAUUUUGAUUUUUAUAAGCUCACACUUUGUCAUCGAAUUUUAUGAUUUUUGUCAUUUUUUUGGAAGAUACAGUAGCCCAAAAGAUUACGGUGGAACGGCUCGAAUAGAAGUAAUAUUAAUCCUGAUCGAAAAAAUUUGAAAUCUGAUUUUUGUAAACCUCAUCCAUUUUUAGAAAUUUUUAUGAUUUUUAUUAUUUCUUUUAGAAGAUACAGUAUGCUCAAAGGAUUACGGUAGAAUGGCUUGAAGUUUGCUGAUUAGACUUGGUCAAAAAACCUGAUUCUACUUCUGAUUUUCGUAAACCUCAUGUUUUUCAUCGAUUAUUACGAUUUUUUUCAUUUUUUUGGUAGCUACAGUUACCCAAAAGAUUACGGUAGAGGGGCUCGAAGAUUCCUGGUUAGACAGAUAAGAGGAAAAUUCAAUUUAGUCUCACUAUUUGGCUUGAAAUGACUCAAAAUGGAAUUUCUACAGGGCAAAGACUCGAGAUGGCGGAAGUUUGAUGAGACAGCAGCUGAAAGAACGCGGAAUCGAGGUGGCCAUGGGAAAAAGGAAAGGAUACGCCACGACUUGCUUCACUAGCCUUACUGAAGGUAAAUUUCAAGUAGAUUUUAACCAACUCAAAAAAUAAUUUCAGGCGAAGCUACGAGCAUGGGCGGCGACUUUGAAACGCUCACACAGGCCUACUAUCCGAUGCAGCCGGCUCAGAAUCAUCUCGACGAGCUUUUCAUCAAGAAAUGCAGGGAUAUUGGCGGUGAUCCGAACAUCGGCAAGCAGUACGCGAGGUUCGUAAUGGGAUUUUUUUUUCCAAAGGCUUGAAUAAACUUGAAAAGUAGGAUGAAAAAUGAUAAGACUACUAAAUGAAGAACUUUUUCGAAAACUUUUUGAAGACCCCAAGAUUUUCAAAGGUACUCGGAAAAUCCCUAGUGACCACUUAAGAGGCUCCUCAAGGACUACUUGGAGAGAACACUAAAGUGGCCACUAAAAAAAAACCUAUAUAGAGGCCCCUAUUUCGCGUCUUAGUGAACACUAUAGUAGCCACUUAAAUUUCAAAACACUAAAGAGGUCACUAUCAAUCUUCACAGUCUUCGUGACCACUAUAGUUUUCAAUGGUCCAGUAGUACCACUUUAACUUCUGAAGAGCCACUAAAAAGUAACAGCCUUUUUUAAAAGCUGUUUUUUUCUGAAAUAUGAGUCUUGAAGCGAUUUUUGGGCUUGCAACUUCGGAAGAAGGGGUUUUGGGUAGACAGUACUUUCAAGAAGGAACUUGAAAAGUAGAUUCUUUCUGUGGAAUUCAUAGUUUUCCGAAAUUUGUUUUUUUUAGAACGAUUUCUGCUUUUUCCUAAAUUUCUCAUUUACAGAAUGUACUUGGAGGCUAUCUCUGAAAUGACGAGCAAAAUUCAACCGGAGGUCAGUGGAAUCACCGAGAGGCUGUCCGAUGAUCCGGCGUUGAACGUCGGCAUCGAGCUGUUCAGCAGGGUUAGUUCCCUAUCUCAAAUUUCACUUCAAUCAUCAAUUUUUCAGAUCACUCACGGUUUCGGCGACAUUGCUGUCCGCACCUGCGCGCAACUUUUCGAGCAGAUGGCUAAGAUUGGAUCGAACCAGAUUCCGCAGCAUCAACAGCGACCAGCUCAGGUCCCAGUGCCUCAGCAUCAUCCAGUCCACGUUCAAGCUCAAAACUACAUGCCGGAGCAGAUGCUUCAGCAGCCAAUGAUGCAGUAUCCCUACUGCUGA